Boeremia exigua is the source of this 537-nucleotide messenger RNA. RefSeq lists its product as uncharacterized. NCBI's taxonomy places the organism in Eukaryota, Fungi, Ascomycota, Dothideomycetes, Pleosporales, Didymellaceae. Gene Ontology annotation, cellular component: mitochondrial outer membrane. Gene Ontology annotation, molecular function: nascent polypeptide-associated complex binding. Bases 1 to 537 code for a protein of 178 amino acids. The record is from RefSeq and is a predicted model, not a curated record. The transcript is spliced from 3 exons.
AUGUCUUACGCCGACGUUGCUGCUAGCGGUCCCAAGCAGAGCCCUGAGGAGUUUCCAGCUCUUGCUCGUACCCGGUCCAGCGUGCUGACAGAAUGUAGUCGCGCCCCUGCUGUUCCUGAGGUCGCGCAUACGGAGGACUCCGUCUCUUCUCUUGUCGAUGUAGACAGCCCACACAUCUCCUCGGUACCCUCGGACUACGAGUCGCAAUCCGUCAAAACCGACACUCAAGCCGCUCGCCAGGAGCGUGAGGCAGAAGUCAAGGAUGCCGCUAAAGAAAUUCGCGAUAGCGCCGCUGCUAAGAAGGAGAAGGCCAAGGACAAGGCAAGGAAGAACGCCGAUAACCCCGUCGUUCUGAGCAACGCUGUUGGUCUUGCCGUCGUCACUGCUGCUCUCGGCUUUGGCGCAUACAGGAAGUACAGCCGCGGCGAGUUGACCGGCAAGGUGGUUGCGGCCUGGGCUGGUGUCGUUGGGUUGUUUGGUCUCGGGGAUUACUACGUGAGCCAAUACUUCUUCAAGCGCUACCCCCCUAAGAACUAG